Xiphophorus maculatus (southern platyfish) is the source of this 1302-nucleotide messenger RNA. It is a transcript of the gene nbl1, whose product is annotated as neuroblastoma 1, DAN family BMP antagonist. Gene Ontology annotation, biological process: animal organ morphogenesis. Gene Ontology annotation, molecular function: BMP binding; receptor ligand activity. The coding region runs from base 443 to 1036 and encodes 197 amino acids. The transcript has 4 exons. The record is from RefSeq and is a predicted model, not a curated record. Lineage: Eukaryota; Metazoa; Chordata; Actinopteri; Cyprinodontiformes; Poeciliidae.
UUAGUUUCUCCCAGAAACGGCGCAGCAGGCCGCCUGUUUGAGGGCUCGGCCGCGCCUCCACCCCUCGCAUGAGAGUUUUACAACGAAAGACAACAACUUGGAAAGUGUUUUCCAGAGGAAUUACAGAGAGACUGAACACUGAAGGGGGAAAGAAGACUCGGAGAUGAGAUAGCCUUCUGCCUCUCUGUCUAUCCCCCCCUCAUCCUCCUUCCUCCUCCCGGCUCGGACGGCGUCGCUCGGUGCCGUUUCUUUCCCGGAUGAUGUAAGUGUUGUGUGACCGGCUGAGCUCGGAUCAUCAUUGCCGACGUUUUUUUUUUUUUUUUUUUUUUUUUUUUUUGUGGUUGUCGGUACGAAGGCAGUGCGCAUCUUCACAUUUCCGCUGGAUUGAGGAUCAGCGGGACUUUGCGCGGAGUUCAUCCGGCGGAGGCUCCUCACCUCGGCGAUGAUGAGCGCUGGCGCAGCCAUGUGGCAGAGGAUUCAGAUUUGCUGCGCUCUGUUUGCGUUGCAUUCAGCGGCAGCGCCUGCACACAUCAACCGCCUGGCGCUGUUCCCUGACAAGAGCGCCUGGUGCGAAGCCAAGAACAUCACUCAGAUCGUCGGGCACACAGGAUGUCAGCCGCGCUCCAUCCAAAACAGAGCCUGUCUGGGCCAGUGCUUCAGCUACAGCGUCCCAAACACGUUCCCACAGUCCACCGAGUCUCUGGCGCACUGUGACUCCUGCACGCCUGCCCAGACACAGUGGGAAGUGGUGACUCUGGAGUGCCCCGGCAGCGAGGAUUCUCCACGCGUGGACAAGCUGGUGGAGCGGAUCCUGCACUGCAGCUGCCAGUCCUGCAGUAAGGAAAGCGUCCAGGAGGGGGCGCUGAUGCAGCUCUAUCCAGCAGACAACACCCUGGAUUCAGCUCCGUCUCUAUCCGACCCGCUGAUCGGAGACCCGGCCCACUCUCUGCCCCACGCAGACAGCCUGUCUGACAAGCAGGCCCACCCUCUCGCGCACCACCAUCCCACGCUGCCCCACGCGUCAGACGGAGGCUAGAGCCACAGCUGUAAUGACUCUCUGCUCGCCUUCACUCCUCCUCCUCCUCCUCGCUGCUUCCUCUGUAGUAUCGUUACGGCACUUUGAAUCUUUCUUUGAAGGCAUAAACCCACAGGGCCGCGUUAUCAGAAUGAGCUCACAUAAACACUACGCGCUUGUGUGUUUUCAGUAAUACACGCAGAGGCCUGAUGACUGUAGCCUGUUGAUAUACUGUAAGGGCUUUUAUUCUGCUUUGAGUGUAAUAAAUGCUCUGUUUGGUAAAAGUC